This is a messenger RNA of Labeo rohita (rohu), 962 nucleotides long. RefSeq names its product insulin-like 3 (Leydig cell) (gene insl3). Lineage: Eukaryota; Metazoa; Chordata; Actinopteri; Cypriniformes; Cyprinidae. The transcript is spliced from 2 exons. The record is from RefSeq and is a predicted model, not a curated record. Gene Ontology annotation, biological process: adenylate cyclase-inhibiting G protein-coupled receptor signaling pathway. Gene Ontology annotation, molecular function: hormone activity; G protein-coupled receptor binding. Gene Ontology annotation, cellular component: extracellular region. Bases 53 to 514 code for a protein of 153 amino acids.
CUGAACUCACUUGAAUACUGUGUAUUCCAAUUCGAUCACCCCAAGAAACACCAUGAACAUGAAGUGGUUUGCAUUAUUAGCUCUUUUAAUAAUUCUCGAGACUUCCAAGACUGAGAGUCAAGACGUACGAGUGAAGCUUUGUGGCCGUGAGUUCAUUCGGAUGGUGGUCACGUCGUGCGGAAGCUCUCGACUCAAACGGAACGCGGCUGAUGCAGACCUUCACUUUGCAAACCCUCAUACUAAUCUACAAAACUGGCUCGACAGAGAUCUCGUUGCACAUCAGAAAGGUACCCUGACUGCUGAGGACGAGCAGUGGAGGGAGCAUGACUCCCCCGAGAGCGUGACAGAGCAUCCAACGCCCCGCCAGCACACAAGCCCACCAGCAGAGCUUCUGGAACACUCUACCACUGUGCAGGAUCUCAGCAUGUCUUCCAGGACCCGCCGUGAUGUCGGGCCAGCGGGCGUCUGCUGUACUUCAGGAUGUACAAUGAGUGAACUGAUUCAGUACUGCUAAACUCACACCAGCUCUCCUUGGACGGAGAUAGAUUUUAGAUGUCUUCUAGCCUAAAGAACUUCAGAAGCUGCAUGUGGUACAUUAAAUUAUGCUUCAUUAGACAUUGUAUCUAAGCUACCACUGGCUUCAUUUGUUAACAUUAGGUACUUAAUGUUAACUAAAAAUAAAAUACUUCCAAAGCAAUUAUUAAUCCUAAUUAUUGUUAAUUUUAGCAUUCACUAAUACACUAUUAUAAUCAAGAAGUUAUAACUGUUAAUAUGAUUUAACAGACCUGAGCUAAAAAAUGAACAGUUGUAUUUUUUAACAAAGAUUAAUAAAUACAGUAACAAAUGUAUUUCUCAUUGUUAGUUAAUGCUUACUGUAAAGUGUUGCCAUCAUUAUUAUUGUUGGUAGAGGAAGUAUGCAUGUAAUUGAAUGAAAAGAGUGGUUAUAUAUAUUUUAGAUGGCU